This is a messenger RNA of Equus quagga, 6411 nucleotides long. It is a transcript of the gene PKP2, whose product is annotated as plakophilin 2. The transcript is spliced from 13 exons. Bases 66 to 2576 code for a protein of 836 amino acids. Gene Ontology annotation, biological process: cell-cell adhesion; intermediate filament bundle assembly; desmosome organization. The record is from RefSeq and is a predicted model, not a curated record. Gene Ontology annotation, cellular component: nucleus; plasma membrane; adherens junction. NCBI's taxonomy places the organism in Eukaryota, Metazoa, Chordata, Mammalia, Perissodactyla, Equidae. Gene Ontology annotation, molecular function: intermediate filament binding; molecular adaptor activity; cadherin binding.
CUCCGCUGCAGCUUCGCCUGCAGGUCUCGCGGCAGGCGAGCUGCUCGGUCGCGUCCUCGGGCCCCAUGGCAGCCCCCGGUUCCCCGACCGAAUGCGGCUACAUCCGGACAGUCCUGGGCCAGCAGAUCCUGGGGCAGCUGGACAGCUCCAGCUUGGCGCUGCCCUCCGAGGCCAAGCUGAAGCUGGCGGGGAGCAGCAGCCGCGGCGGCCAGGCGGCCAAGAGCCUGCGGAUCCAGGAGCAGGUGCAGCAGACCCUGGCCCGGAAGGGCCGCAGCUUCGUGGGCAACGGAAAUCUUCACCGAACCAGCAGUGUUCCUGAGUAUGUCUACAACCUCCACUUGGUUGAAAAUGAUUUUGUUGGCGGGCGUUCCCCUGUUACUAAAACCUAUGACAUGCUCAAGACAGGCACCACCGCCACUUACGAAGGUCGCUGGGGGAGAGGAACUGCUCAGUACAGUUCACAGAAGUCCAUGGAAGAAAGAUCCUUGCGGCAGCCUCUGAGGAGACUUGAGAUUUCUCCAGACAGCAGCCCUGAGAGGGUGCAUUACUCACACAGUGAUUACCAGUACAGCCAGAGAAGCCAGGCCGGGCACACUCUGCAGCACCAAGACAGCAGGAGAUCCACGCUGCUUAUGCCCCCAAGAUACGCUCGCUCAGAAAUUGUUGGUUUAACCCACUCUGGGGCCGUGAGCAGACAUCGCCACUAUGACACUUACCAUCGACGGUACCAGUACGGGUCUGUUAACGAUUCUGUUGAUGGUGCCCCUGUCAACCCGCUGGUGUUCAUGUACCCCAGGCCUGGGACCAGCUACAGCAUGGGCAACCUCUUAGAGAAGGAGAACUACAUGACUUCAGGGUCUGUUGCUGGGCAGGUGAAGCCGCUGGUGCCCCUGCAGCCCAUCAGUCAGAACAGGGUCAAUCGGGCCUCCUGGCAUCAGAGCUCCUUCCACAGCACCCGCACGGUGCGGGAAGCUGGGCCCAGCGUCACUGUCGAUUCAGGCGGGAGGAGGACGCACAUGACCGUUGGCCAAGCGGCCGCAGGAGGAAGUGGGAACAUGCUCGUGGAGAGGAGCGCUUUCACUGACUCCCACCUUGGGAAUGCAGACAUGGAGAUGACUCUGGAGCGAGCCGUGAGCAUGCUCGACGCCGACCACGUGCCACCGUCCAGGAUUUCUGCUGCCGCUACUUUCAUACAGCAUGAGUGCUUCCAGAAAUCUGAAGCGCGGAAAAGGGUUCAUCAGCUUCGCGGCAUCCCCAGGCUUCUCCAGCUCCUAAAAGUCCAGAAUGAAGAUGUUCAGCGAGCCGUGUGUGGGGCCUUGAGAAACUUGGUCUUUGAAGACAAUGACAACAAGCUGGAGGUAGCUGAGCUCAACGGGGUACCUCGGCUGCUCCAGGUGCUAAAGCAGACCAGAGACUUGGAGACUAAAAAGCAAAUCACAGGUUUGCUGUGGAAUUUGUCUUCUAAUGACAAACUCAAGAAUCUCAUGAUAACAGAAGCCUUGCUCAUCCUGAAUGAGAAUAUCAUUAUCCCCUUUUCGGGGUGGCCAGAAGGGGACUACCCCAAAGCGAAUGGUUUGCUUGAUUUUGAUAUAUUCUACAAUGUCACAGGAUGCCUAAGAAACAUGAGUUCAGCUGGCCCUGAUGGGAGGAAGGUGAUGAGAAGGUGUGAUGGACUGAUUGACUCACUGGUCCAUUAUGUCAGAGGAACCAUUGCAGAUUACCAGCCGGACGACAAGGCCACAGAGAACUGUGUGUGCAUUCUUCACAACCUCUCCUACCAGCUGGAGACAGAGCUCCCAGAGAGAUACUCACAGGGUAUCUAUAUUCAAAACCGGAAUAUCCAGACUGACAACAACAAAAGUAUUGGGUGUUUUGGCAGUCGAAGCAGGAAAGUAAAAGAGCAAUACCAGGACAUGCCAAUGCCAGAGGAAAAGAGCAACCCCAAGGGUGUGGAGUGGUUGUGGCACUCCAUCGUGAUACGGAUGUAUUUGUCCUUGAUCGCCAAGAGUGUCCGAAACUACACUCAGGAAGCAUCCUUGGGAGCUCUCCAGAAUCUCACGGCAGGAAGUGGACCAAUGCCGACGUCAGUGGCUCAGACAGUUGUCCAGAAGGAAAACGGCCUCCAGCACACCCGAAAGAUGCUGCAUGUUAGUGAUCCAAGUGUGAAAAAGACUGCUGUGUCCCUGCUGAGGAAUUUGUCUCGGAAUCUUUCGCUGCAGAAUGAAAUUGCCAGAGAAACUCUGCCUGAUUUGGUUUCCAUAAUUCCCGACACAGUCCCAAGUACUGACCUUCUAAUCGAAACUACGGCCUCUGCCUGUUACACGUUGAACAACAUCAUCCAGAACAGUUACCAGAAUGCCCGGGAUCUUCUAAACACUGGGGGCCUGCAGAAAAUCAUGAACAUCAGCGCAGGGGAUGCCUGUGCCUCCAACAAAGCCAGUAAAGCUGCCUCUGUUCUCCUGUAUUCUCUGUGGACACACACGGAGCUCCAUAACGCCUACAAGAAGGCUCAGUUCAAGAAGACAGAUUUUGUCAACAGCCGGACUGCCAAAGCGUAUCACUCCCUUAAAGACUAAGGACAGUGAAGAAGCGCCCUCAGAAAUGCCAGCCUCGCCAUUCUCAGCCACAAAAAUACCCCAAAGGAAAGCACCUAUUUUUCUACUGCCCAGCCCAAGAAGCCGCAAAAAAAGCAUGCCUUGUUUCUAUCCUUUUCUAUUUCCAUGGUCCCCAGAAUUCAGAAAACAAAUAAUCAGAGUAUAAUUUUAUUGGUCUUCCAGAAGACUUUUGCAAGUUUGCCACCAGUAGAGACUGGCAGCGGGCUUAAUUCAACCUUCUCCAAAUAGUGGUCUUUGUGAUCAGGGCUUACAAUGCAUGGCCUCCUGGAACCACAAUGUGAAUUCAUGUGGAAUGGACAUUAACAGAAUAAAUAAGGAAGGAAGCUGUUGUAUUACUAGGAUUUUAAAAGUUUGAUUUACAUUUUUAUUCCCUUUCUGGUUUCCAUGUUUUGUCACUCAUAUGCACGUCGCUUCACCACUGAGCCACGAGUGUGUUGUCCUGCUGUGUUGAAACAGAAUGGAAACGACGAGAAAUAUUUGAAAAGUUGUCCAGGAGAAAAUUUAAUGGCAAAGUUAUAUGUUUCUUUGUUUACUUUGUGCUUGUUUUUAUCCUCUUGAAUUUUUUCUCUGAUUUUAAAUGAACUAAUGAAAUUUAGAUCACAGAGCAUGCAUGACUGUAAGGAAAAGAAAUUGAAAGAAAGUGAUCAUAGCAAACUUAAAAAUCUUUUCCACAGGGAAAGACAACUAUGGUUGUGAAAUUCAAUGUUCCCUCUAAACGCUGAGUAAAUGCAAUUUUCUGCCCAAGGAAAUACGUUACCUGUAACACCACUGUGAAAUGAAAAUCUCUUCUGAAUGGUGGCAUUCAGUGUAACUAUUUCCUGGACUUUUUCAGCCACUGCAAUGGGCUGGUGAAAGAACAGACUCAACUCUUUAGCUACAAAAGGAAGAAAGGCUUCUCAAACAGCUGGGCCAGCCCAGGGCACUGAAGACACAGCUCAUUUUAAUGAAUUAUGUUAUCAACCAGCCCAACUUUGCUCAACAUUUGAAAAAAUAGCACAGAGCCACUAACUCUGAUGUGAUCUUCCUCAAACCAUUAUUUUAAGUCAAGGGAACUCUAUAGAAGAAAAAUGAAGAAGUUAUGUUGAGGAAAAAUGUGUCUAGACCACCAAGAAAUGGUGUGAGAGAUACUAAUAUUUAAAAGUUGACACCAUCAUCUACUGAAGCGAAUCUAUAUUGUUAUUUUAACUGGGCCGUGAGUAAUAUUCAUAUAGAAUUAGUCUUCUCAACUACAAUUUUGUUAGUAUAUUUUGCUUUUCUAAAAAAUCUGACAAUGUUUGUUAUAAGAAAGUAAGAAGAGAAAAAUCCUUCAGCUCCUUUUGGCCAGAUAGGCGUAAUAGAAAAUAAAUUCCCAUUUUCAGUUUGAAUGUGUACUUAAGGCUUUAUUAUAUUUAGAACUUGAAAUUUUUUCCAUUUUAAAAGCUCAAUGAAGAAGACUUAGUUUACUAACCUAGUUCAAAAUGAAAUUAUUUGGAUACCAAUUUUUAAAAUACUGAAGAGAGAAAUUAUCUCUUUUUCCAGAGUUUUGAUGAUAAGCAUUUGGAGUAUUUAUUCCUCCAGAUAACUGAUGUAUGUUCCAGAACUUUCUGUAUUUUUUAAGACAUUAGUAGAAUCUUCAAUAAUGUUACACACAAAAUGAGGCAAAAAUAACAUUGCCUGCAUUGGUAUCUGUGUAUAUCUGAUUUAUUUGUAUUUCUUGGUAUAUGUGGUAUGAUUGACAUGACAUCUGAGGAUUUGACCUUAUAAACUUCAACUUUAAUUACUAAGGGUUUGAUGCUUUGUAAUUGCUUUUGUUUCUUCUCUAAUUAAAAUCCUAAAUUCUUUACCAAGAAACACUUCCUGUAAGAAAGAUGUGAGUAGCUAGUGACUAAAACAUGUAAAAAUGGAGAGACAUACAAAUGCAUUAGCUAUUGUUGGAUUUUAGUAAAUUGAAUGAGUCUGUGCCCACAAAAAGAUAGACUGUGUUUGAUCCCCAUGUUCUGCUUUAUCCACUCUGUUUACACAAACCUCACUACGUCACUAUCUGUGAAUACCUCUAGGGGAGGUCCUUGUGUGGUUGAACAUCCAUUUUGAUCACAGGUCUACACACAAAAUUCCUUUUUUGCCUGUGUGUCCCAGACUGUGCCCAUGUCUUCAAAGGAACUGAUGGGCUGAGCUGGGCCUUUUUAUUUAUUUGUGCUGAGUUCCAAAGGGCUGCUGCCUUGUCACAAAUUCUUAAUGGUCUUCUGGAAGAUGGGAGGUUGCUGCCCUGAAUUUCUAUCACUGGAAACAUUUGUUUAUACCUGAUGGAUAUAACCAAAGGGUUUUCUGACAAGAUGAAGAGGGGAUUAACAUGUCAAAUGGGAAAACAAGCAGCAUGAGUAGAUAAACCACUUUAAAACCAAUUUAAUCAGCCUCUGAAGAAGCAAUUCCCUAGAAGAAAAAAGGAAAUGGGAAAUAUGUAUAAACUUAAAUAUUUAUUUAAUAUAUAUAUAAUUUAUAUAUACUAUAGUUAUAAAUGAAAUUUCCUUGAAAUGAGAUGUGUAAUGAACUUACUGCAAUGGAAUGAGGAGGACUUUGGUAUGUGUGGACUUUGAACCAAAUUGCAGAAGCCUCGAAUCGCAGAAUCUGAGGAUUAGGAGGGAAUUUAGAGGGUAUCUGGUCAAGUCCUCCUUGACAUAUCUUCUUGCAGCAGAAAAGACUCAGUUCUUAUUAAAGCGACAGAGAAAAAAAAAUGCCCUCCUUCAGUCAACUAAUGCCCAGCAUGACCCUGUAACCAGCCCAUCUUAAGACUCAGUAACUGUUGCAUUAAAGUAUUUGUUGUGGGAAGGGAAAUAGGUUAAGAAGGAAACAAACUUUUCAAAAUAAAAUUCUACUUUAGUUUAACGUUUUAGUUUAUAGGGAUGCUGACAGUUGCAUCUCUUGUGAAAUAAAUGUCAACCUCUUAAGGACUAUAAGAAAAAGGAAAACUCUCACUUUUUAUGAUAUAUUCAGGAAAGAGAGAUCAAAAUGCCACACGUUGGCAGAAGAGUUGUUUAGAAUAAGAGCAAGCAGGGAAAGUGUUCUGAAAGCCACAGUCUGGGAGACAGUUAAAGAAUCCAGAAAUAUUUAGCCUGGAAGAAAGGUGCUAUGUCACUUAUCUUGAAAUAUCUGGAAGAACGUUGUAUGGAAGAUGACACGGUCUUAUUCUGACGGAGCAGAGGACAGACAAGGGUCAGUAGGCAGAGGCUUGUGAGACCAGCUUUGACUGAACAACAGUGGACAUAGAUCGAAAACGCCUCACAGCCUCCUCAUGACGCAUACACCUUUUUCUUUUUCUUUUUCUUUCUUUACAUUUUCCACAUGAAAAUAACCUGAAACAGAGAGAGGUUAAGACACACUUUAAAGUCACAUAGCUAGAAAGUGCAGAGGGGCCGUAUGAACCCAGGCGAGAUGGCUCCUCGCUAGGGGUUUCCUGGGAACCAAGAAUGAAAGAUUCGUGUCUCCGUGCUGGGGAAAUGCGAGGAUCUCUGGCUUGUCUCUCUUUGGAGAGUUUAGGGGCAGUCUGGCAUGAUGGUUAAGAGGGCUGAUUCUAGAACCAGCCAGCCUGAGCUCAGAUUGUGACUUCUUCCCCACUGACCAGCUGGAGUGGGUUUCUUACCCUCUGAGCUUCAGCUUUCCUUCUCUGUUAUAUGCGAAUGAUAAGACUAGUUACCUUAUGUUGUUUUGAGGAUUAAAUGUUUUCAUAAUUAUAAGCACUUAACAGUGCCUGGCAGUAUGUACUCAAUAAAUGCUAAUAACUAAUUUAUUUGUAGUUCUCUGGUUUGGGGAUCUUUGCUUU